This is a messenger RNA of Oncorhynchus masou masou (cherry salmon), 1557 nucleotides long. It is a transcript of the gene coa4, whose product is annotated as cytochrome c oxidase assembly factor 4 homolog, mitochondrial. Lineage: Eukaryota; Metazoa; Chordata; Actinopteri; Salmoniformes; Salmonidae. The transcript is spliced from 2 exons. The coding region runs from base 107 to 361 and encodes 84 amino acids. Gene Ontology annotation, cellular component: mitochondrial intermembrane space. The record is from RefSeq and is a predicted model, not a curated record. Gene Ontology annotation, biological process: mitochondrial respiratory chain complex IV assembly.
UACGUCCCCCAUGUUAUGAAAUCCACGGGGGUAAUGUGAAUGUUAUCAACUCUAGGAAAAAACAUUCCAGGUACUGCUUUCAAGAGAGACAGAGCUGCCUUAGGCAAUGGCCUCCCCUUCACCCCACGACCGGAGUCGUCGCCCCAGCGACGACCAGGAUGAGGAGGACCCAGUGGACCAGAUGAUCAGCAGGACAGGAUGUGGGGAGCUUCACUACGCCGUACAGGAGUGCAUGGCCGAGCACCAGGACUGGAGGAAGUGUCAGAGUCAGGUCCAGACCUUUAAAGACUGUAUGAUGACCUUCCAGAAGGCCCGGAAGGAACAGCUGUUGAAGCAGAGGUCGUCUACAGAGUCGGCCUAGAAGAGCAUCGAGUAGUUUGGGUGUUUUCCUAUCUGGACUGAUAACUGAGAUAUCAACGUUUUAGUUUUGCCGUUGACAUUAUAAUUGGUUAACGUGUCUAAAACUUCCCAAAUGGUGAAUCGCAACUGAGAUUUUUUUGAGCCACAGCCCAAGACUGGCUCCAUGCUGACUGGCUCCAUGCUGACUGGCUCCAUGCUGACUGGCUCCAUGCUGACUGGCUCCAUGCUGACUGGCUCCAUGCUGACUGGCUCCAUGCUGACUGGCUCCAUGCUGACUGGGUCCAUGCUGACUGGGUCCAUGCUGACUGGCUCCAUGCUGACUGGCUCCAUGCUGACUGGCUCCAUGCUGACUGGCUCCAUGCUGACUGGCUCCAUGCUGACUGGCUCCAUGCUGACUGGGUCCAUGCUGACUGGGUCCAUGCUGACUGGCUCCAUGCUGGCUGGCUCCAUGCUGACUGGCUCCAUGCUGACUGGCUCCAUGCUGACUGGCUCCAUGCUGACUGGGUCCAUGCUGACUGGCUCCAUGCUGACUGGGUCCAUGCUGACUGGCUCCAUGCUGACUGGCUCCAUGCUGACUGGCUCCAUGCUGACUGGCUCCAUGCUGACUGGCUCCAUGCUGACUGGGUCCAUGCUGACUGGCUCCAUGCUGACUGGCUCCAUGCUGACUGGCUCCAUGCUGACUGGCUCCAUGCUGACUGGCUCCAUGCUGACUGGCUCCAUGCUGACUGGCUCCAUGCUGACUGGCUCCAUGCUGACUGGCUCCAUGCUGACUGGCUCCAUGCUGACUGGCUCCACGCUGACUGGCUCCAUGCUGACACAUAAAGCUGUAGAUGGGUCUCAACUCAUCAAGUUGUGGGAAAAGACAAGGUUAAAACACCAUACUAUCACACAGCUGAGAGCACAGAUUGGGAAGGUUAAAGGUUAAACCGCCCCUUUUCUCAGACUGUUUCCCCUCCUGAUGCGUCAAGAUUAAUAACUGACGAUUCUCUUCUCUAAAUCAAUCAUGUGGUUUAUGGCUGUGUGUGUGUUGAAAAGCUACAACAUUCACAUUUCAUUCACAGCUUAUAAUUCAUUGGUUAAAGGGUGGUGUGUGCUUGCCCUAGAGAGAGAGAUCAGUUCCUGUAGUGGCAGAGUUAACAGGCACAUUUUAAUGUGCUUGUAUUCAUUUUGACAUUAAAAGUAUAUAUGUCCCCAUCA